Messenger RNA from Arvicola amphibius (Eurasian water vole), 1872 nucleotides. Its product is annotated as interferon-induced protein with tetratricopeptide repeats 1-like. Lineage: Eukaryota; Metazoa; Chordata; Mammalia; Rodentia; Cricetidae. Gene Ontology annotation, cellular component: cytosol. Gene Ontology annotation, biological process: defense response to virus. The record is from RefSeq and is a predicted model, not a curated record. The transcript has 4 exons. Bases 1 to 1872 code for a protein of 623 amino acids. Gene Ontology annotation, molecular function: RNA binding; protein binding.
AUGAGAAGUCCAGUUGGUGCAAAAGUCCAGAAGAGAGCAGAGCAUCAAGGAAGGAUCCUGAGGAGUCCUCUCCUUAGUGAAAACACAGAGAACUGCAGCCACCUUCACAGCCACCAUGGGAGUUCCCAUGACUCUAGUGGCUGGUGGCUAGGACUGCGGUUUGCAAAUGAGUGCCUGCAGUGUGUAAAAGGCUGGAGAUCUCCAAGUGCACAGGGGAGGCUGGAUGCUGAGAGCUCCAACUGCACAUGGGCACUGGGAUCCAGGUUGCUUUCUGUCCCCAUUGCCCACACAAAUGGCGGCUGCCUCUGUGCUGCUCAGCUUUCCCUCUGCAAGUGCUUAUGCACUAGUGUAUGUGACUCCCUCUUAGGGCACAGUUCCCCAAAAGGAUCCUUCCUUAUAAUGUUUCUUGUUGUGUAUGAUAUCAGGGAUGAACAUCUGGUGCUGAACAACCUAGCCUGGGGGAUAUCUCCUCUCCAGUCCCCACUAGAGAAUGCUGGUGCUGAUCGGGUCAGGGAGAAUCUGGGUCAGCUGAGCUGUCACUUCACGUGGACGCUGCUAUUUGAAGACAUUGACAUACCUGAUUUGGAAAGGAGAAUCUUAGAGCAGGUCGAGUUCCUAGACGUCAUGAGCACAGUGGGGAUGCACAACCUCCUGGCCUAUGUGAGACACCUGAAAGGCCAGGAUGAGGAAGCCCUGCAGAGCCUGAAAGAAGCAGAAGCCUUAGCCCAGAGAGAGCAGUUGGGCAAGAGAAGCCUGGUGACCUGGGGCAACUGUGCCUGGGUGCAUUACCACAUGGGCAGCUUGGCAGAAGCCCAGAGCUACCUGGACAAGGUGGAGAAUACUUGCAAGGAAUUUGCAAGUCUCUUCCGCUACAGGAUGGAGUGUGCCGAGAUGCACUGUGAGGAAGGCUGGGCCUUGCUGAAGUGUGGAGGACAGAAUUAUAGACGAGCCAUGGCCUGCUUUGCAAAAGCUCUGGAAACUGAGCCUGAAAACCCCGAAUACAACACUGGCUAUGCCGUCGCUGCCUAUCGUGAAGACUUCGAUGACAAUUAUAUUUCUCUGGAACCCCUGAGGAAGGCUGUCAGGUUAAAUCCAGCAGAUCCAUAUAUUAAAGUUUAUCUUGCCCUGAAACUUCAGGGCGUAGGAGAAACAGAUGAAGCAGAAAGACAUAUUGAAGAAGCCCUCAGCAGCACAUCCUGUCAAACCUAUGUCUUUCGACAUGCUGCCAAGUAUUACUUAAAGAAAGACUGCAUAGACAAAGCUCUCGAACUUCUAUAUAUGGCCUUGCAGACAUCACCUGAGUCUUCCUACCUGCAUUUCCAAAUAGGGCUCUGUUACAGGCAAAAAAUGAUCCAAAUGAAGAUGUCCAGAAGCAGACAGACCCAAAGGCAGGGCAGCAUGCAGGAAAUGGCACAACGGGCCAUUUCUGAAUUUCAGAAGACUGUGGAACUGAAGCCCACGUAUGAUGCAGCUUACGUUUGCAUGGCUGAAGCGCAGGCAGAAAUUGGCCAAUGUGAAGAAGCUGAGGCAAAUUUCCAGAUAGCGCUGAACAUGAAGAACCUUAGGGGGCACAUAGAGCAGGACAUUCAUUUUCACUAUGGCCGUUACCAGCUAUUUCAUCAAAAAUCAGAGGACAAGGCGAUCACCCACUACUUAAAAGGUCUAAAAAUAGAAGAAAUGUCCUAUGCCCGGAGGAAACUACUCAUAGCUUUGGAGAAAGUGGCUGAAAGACGGGUUCAGCAGAAUGUUCAGCCUGUGGAGAGCAACAGCCUCCUUGGGUUAGUCCACAAGCUGAAAGGGAACAUGCAUGAAGCCCUGCUGUACUACGAGAGGGCUCUGAGGCUCACUGGGGAGAUUAACCCUGAAUUCUGA